Lolium perenne is the source of this 762-nucleotide messenger RNA. RefSeq lists its product as uncharacterized. Gene Ontology annotation, molecular function: rRNA (uridine-N3-)-methyltransferase activity. The record is from RefSeq and is a predicted model, not a curated record. Gene Ontology annotation, cellular component: cytoplasm. NCBI's taxonomy places the organism in Eukaryota, Viridiplantae, Streptophyta, Magnoliopsida, Poales, Poaceae. Gene Ontology annotation, biological process: rRNA base methylation.
AUGGCAACGCCGGUGGAUGAGGUGGUGCAGGCGAGCGCCGUGGAGGGGAAGAAGGACGAGAAAAAGGAGGUGAAGUGGCUGAAGCACUAUUCCUCGGAGCAGAGCAUACUGACCGUCGGCGACGGCGAUUUCUCCUUCUCGCUGGCGCUCGCCACCGCCUUCGGCUCCGGCGAGAACCUUGUCGCUACGUCCGUAAACUCCUAUGAUUAUCUGGCCGUCUCAUAUAGCAACGCAGAACCAAAUAUAACGGAGCUGAAAAGGAUGGGUGCCAGAGUUUUGCAUGAUGUCGACGCGACAGAGAUGAAGAGCCACGCCUAUCUGAAACUUGAUCAGUUCGAUCGGAUUGUCUUCAAUUUUCCUCAUGCUGGGUUCGCAGGACGUGAGACCAUGUCCCAUGUGAUCAGCUCGCACAAGGACCACUUGCGGGCUUUUUUCCGCAAUGCUGGUGGCCUGCUUCGUGCCGAUGGUGAAAUCCACGUCAGCCACAAGACAGGGCAUCCUUACGACAGGUGGGAGAUCGAACAACUAGCCUCUGAGUCUUCUCUUGUUAUGUUUAAGAAAGAACCUUUCUGGCAAUUUGAGUACCCUGGUUACAACCAAAAGAGGGGAGCUGGUGCAAGGUGCGAUAAAAAUUUCCCUAUAUCUGGUAGCGUCACUUACAAGUUCAGCAUGGAACGCAAUGAAGACGAUGAAAGUGCACCGAUUCAUCUCACUGUUGCAUUGGAUUUAAUGAAGCUUGAGGCUGUAACCAGCUCUGCCUAG